AUGCACCGCGGCAAACCAGUGGUGAUCGCGCUGGAUAGUGAGUUUCUCAAGACACAUGGUCAUGUGCUUACGAGAGCCGUGGCCUUUGUCCCCUUCUCGUCCAGAAAAGGAACUUCAGGAAGUGAGCAUCAAGUUGAUGGCAAUGUCGCGGCGACAAGUACUUCUCUCCAUUCUUCCUUAUCGCCGUCAUUGCCGGUACCGAAGCGGCAGGCAUUUCGGCGAGCAACAGUAUUUGGAGUUCCCAUCAUUCUGAACCUCGAUCCUGCCGAGGUGAUGCGCCGGGCAGACGUUCUUCCUUGUGGGCACUCUCUCGCACUAGAAAUGCGCACGGGGUUGGUAAGUGGAGAAAGGCUCAGGACUCUGCAGGAGCGACAUGCACGAUCCGACAGCAAAGCUUUUUUGAAGAGGACGGAGGAAGCGACGACGACGACGACGACGACAAAGACAACAACAACAACAUUUUCAGGCAAUCGUGCGUGGCAUUUGGAGUUCAACUCUCUUUGUCCCUACAGCAUUCCGAAUAUUCGACGGGCCGAUCAUUCGUGGUUUAAAGCAAUUUACUCUGCUUCCGUGCAUUCAUCGGAGUUUCGCGGGGCGGCCAUGUGUUUAGAUCAUCUGAAAGCGUAUGGUAAAGGAAGACGUCAGGAAAGAUCCUUAUCGUUUUUGUUACGACAUCACCCAACGCUCCUACAAGAAAUACUGCGGGUGUCUUUUUCUUCUGCCGAGGCGUGGUGUGCAUGGCUAGUGAUGUGUGGGGAUUUGGUAGAGAAGGAACUGCGUCAAUUAGCCGAGAAAUACCGUCAGAUGUCGUCAUCCCCCUUUACUCCAUCGAUAUGGAUGGAGUACGAUCCAAGCUAUAAAGGUGUGCAGUAUAAAGAAUGUGGGAACAUGGAGGAAUUUUCUUAUGAGUUAAGUCGUCUCUGGUAUAUUCUACUACGUCACGGUGGUGAGGUUGGUACGAAGCUGUACACUUACGGUGACAUGGAUGCGAAAGCCAUACAAAAUACUCUGCGACUAAGUUGCUGCAUGAAAACUCGAUAUUCACCUCGGGCAUCGCAAAGUGCCCGGUUGCGUUCCUCACCCUCUCAACUUACUGGAGCGGAUGAAGCCAGUAAUAAUAAAAGUGACAGCCAGGAUGUAUUGACCCCGCUGCAGCCUGAAUCGGGUCAAAUUCUCACUUCCCCGUAUGAGGCCAAAGUGGUAGAUGUCACACGGCACACACUUUUUGCCGCGUCCGGGUUUCGCACAUCGCCAAGAGUCAUUCCACCGUUGGGUGAUGCUUUAGAAAAGGCUGCAAUUGUCGAUGAGGCCGCCGUGCGUUUACGCUCGCAAAGUGAUCCACACAAUCCUGUAUGGGACGCGAAGGCUCUUGCGUGUAUCACCGUUGCCUGUGGAAUUUGUCUGGGGUGA
Molecule: messenger RNA, 1410 nt
Organism: Trypanosoma cruzi
Lineage: Eukaryota; Euglenozoa; Kinetoplastea; Trypanosomatida; Trypanosomatidae
Exons: 1
Coding region: 1-1410 (469 amino acids)
Source: RefSeq, a predicted model, not a curated record